UUCUCUCUCCCUCUCCCAACAUGGCGGCCUCAGCAAAAAAGAAGAAUAAGAAGGGGAAGACUAUCUCCCUAACAGACUUCCUGGCCGAAGAUGGGGGAACUGGUGGAGGAAGCACCUAUGUCUCCAAACCUGUCAGCUGGGCUGAUGAAACAGAUGACCUAGAAGGAGAUGUUUCAACCACCUGGCACAGUAAUGAUGACGAUGUGUAUCGGGCACCUCCAAUUGACCGUUCUAUCCUGCCCACUGCUCCACGGGCUGCUCGGGAACCCAAUAUUGACCGGAGCCGUCUUCCCAAAUCACCACCCUACACCGCUUUUCUAGGAAAUCUACCCUAUGAUGUGACAGAAGAUUCCAUUAAAGAAUUCUUUAGAGGAUUAAAUUCUCUAGGUAACAGGAGAAUUCGAGUGGAUGUUGCUGAUCAAGCACAGGAUAAAGACAGAGAUGAUCGUUCUUUUGGCCGAGAUAGAAAUCGGGAUUCUGACAAAACAGACACAGACUGGAGGGCCCGUCCUGCCACAGACAGCUUUGAUGACUAUCCACCUAGAAGAGGCGAUGAUAGCUUUGGAGACAAGUAUCGUGAUCGUUAUGAUUCAGACCGGUAUCGUGAUGGGUACCGUGAUGGGUAUCGUGAUGGCCCCCGGCGAGAUAUGGAUCGAUAUGGAGGCCGGGAUCGAUACGAUGACCGAGGCAGCAGAGAUUAUGACAGAGGUUAUGACUCCAGGAUAGGCAGUGGCAGAAGAGCAUUUGGUAGUGGGUACCGAAGGGAUGAUGACUACCGAGGAGGUGGAGACCGCUAUGAAGACCGAUAUGACAGACGAGAUGAUCGGUCGUGGGGCUCCAGAGAUGAUUACUCUCGAGAUGACUAUAGGCGUGAUGAUCGAGGUCCCCCUCAAAGACCUAAACUGAAUCUAAAGCCUCGGAGUGCUCCUAAGGAAGAUGAUUCCUCCGCCAGCACCUCCCAGUCCAGUCGAGCAGCUUCUAUCUUUGGAGGAGCAAAGCCUGUUGACACAGCUGCUAGAGAGCGAGAAGUAGAAGAGAGGCUACAAAAGGAACAGGAGAAAUUACAGCGUCAGCUGGAUGAACCAAAACUAGAACGACGGCCACGGGAAAGACACCCAAGCUGGCGGAGUGAAGAAACUCAGGAACGGGAACGGUCAAGGACAGGAAGUGAGUCAUCGCAAUCUGGGACCUCAGCCACAUCUGGCAGAAAUACACGAAGGAGAGAGAGUGAAAAAUCUCUGGAAAAUGAAAUACUCAAUAAGGAAGAAGAUUGUCACUCUCCAACUUCUAAGCCUCCCAAACCUGAUCAACCUCUAAAGGUAAUGCCAGCCCCUCCACCAAAGGAGAAUGCUUGGGUGAAGCGAAGUUCUAAUCCUCCUGCUCGAUCUCAGAGCUCAGACACAGAGCAACAGUCCCCUACAAGUGUUGGGGGGAAAGUAGUCCCUGGUCAGCCAUCUGAAGAAGGACCAGCAAGGAAAGAUGAAAAUAAACUAGAUGGGGUGAGUGUCCCAAAAGGCCAUAGUGGGAACUCCAGCCGUGCUCCAGGAGAUGGAGGGAACAGAGACCAUUGGAAGGAGUCUGAUAGAAAAGAUGGUAGAAAAGAUCAAGAUUCCAGAUCUGCACCUGAGCCAAAGAAACUAGAAGAAAACCCAGCCUCGAAGUUCAGUUCUGCAAGCAAGUAUGCUGCUCUAUCGGUUGAUGGUGAGGAUGAAAAUGAGGGGGAAGAUUACACCGAAUAGACCUCUACAUCUUGUGCUUUCUCCUAGUCUCUCUCCACCCUGGAACAUUCAAGAGAAAAUCAAACUUCUAACCAGACACGAUAAUAAAACUCAACAUCUCCUGGAGACCUUUCUUAACUCCCCCUCCCCCAAUGAAAUGAAAUUAUUUUGCAUGCUGCUGCAGCCUUUAAAAGUAUUGAACUAACUGGAGAAUCAUCAAUGUGUCCAGACAGAAAAUACAGCUUUUU
Molecule: messenger RNA, 1966 nt
Organism: Elephantulus edwardii (Cape elephant shrew)
Lineage: Eukaryota; Metazoa; Chordata; Mammalia; Macroscelidea; Macroscelididae
Gene: EIF4B
Product: eukaryotic translation initiation factor 4B
Exons: 14
Coding region: 21-1739 (572 amino acids)
Molecular function (GO): RNA binding
Source: RefSeq, a predicted model, not a curated record